GCCUUUGGCUUUAUGACUCGAGUUGCCCUCCAAGCGGAGAAGAUGAAUCAUCACCCGGAGUGGUUCAACGUGUACAACAAGGUCCAAGUAACUCUCACUUCACAUGACCGUGGUGGGCUGACCAAAAGAGAUGUGAAACUAGCCAAGUUCAUUGAAAAAGCAGCUGCAUCCAUGUGAUUUCUUCAAAAAUGCAUGUAAAUCGUGUACACCUCUUAGUUGCAAUGUAUUUUGAAGGCAAUUUACGUGAACACAUUAAGUUGUAAAUCUAGCUUGUCUUCAUACUACAUUUUGUCAAAUCAAUGCUUAAAUAUAAAAUGAUUUAAACUUGA
Messenger RNA from Tupaia belangeri chinensis (Chinese tree shrew), 329 nucleotides. It is a transcript of the gene PCBD2, whose product is annotated as pterin-4 alpha-carbinolamine dehydratase 2. NCBI's taxonomy places the organism in Eukaryota, Metazoa, Chordata, Mammalia, Scandentia, Tupaiidae. Gene Ontology annotation, biological process: tetrahydrobiopterin biosynthetic process. The record is from RefSeq and is a predicted model, not a curated record. Gene Ontology annotation, molecular function: 4-alpha-hydroxytetrahydrobiopterin dehydratase activity.